AGUCACAGGUUCCUUUGUGAGGCUGAUCAUUUUUUACAGCUGUGGAAUUUGCUGACUACGUCCCCCUGUCCGUUUUCCGGGACAUUCCCUUUCAAAAGGCCGUUGGUAGGUUGUUAUGUAUUAGCCAUCUCUAUGGUUUUCCAUUGGUCUUUUUAAUAAGGUAUCUAUUUUAUGAGGUCUUCUUCCCGAGGGAAACAUCUAACUGCUUCCCAAAUUAUCUCCCUGGAAUUGGCUGUUCCUGGAAUUUAAUUUCCCAGCGAUCUCUUCUGCAAAUAGAUUUGGUUCCAGUUUGGCUCGAGCUGCAGUCAUCUGCAGGGGUGCUGAAGAUACCGUACGUCUUACAACGUCCGCCAAAGUGUCGACCAAAGUGCAGUGGAGAUAUGAGACUAAAAUAUUUAUAGUGAACCAUUGUCUCCAGCCCCCAUAACUUUAUUCCUUUCCGAGAUAAAUCUGGAGUGGUCAUGCAACCCUGACAUUGGUGGAAAACGAUUUUGCUCAAGGCGGGAAAGACCAGAUCUCGUGGAGAUUGCCCGGAUGCUUAGUUCUCGCGCAUGGUAGCGUAUCACGGUCCUGGUGCAAGUGGGAUUUCGGCAGGUGAUACGAUUAUCGGAGAUAAACGAUCACAUCCAUAUUUAGCAGUGGAUGGCAAGGGGCCCCAGGGAGGGCCCAAUCACGGUUAACAGGUGGCGCAAGCAACCGUAAUGAAGCCAUUAUCAUGUGGGUAGUGCUGGCCUGCAGCAGUUGGGUCCGGACCAGAGAUGCAUCGGCUGGCAGCAUGCCACUCUUCCAGGGAGCUUCUCUUCAGCUUUGGAAUGUUUCUGCAUAAAUCGGGACCUUUGUGUGUGUGUGUGGAUAUUUUUGAGUGGGAGUUGUAAACGGACAACGUGGCCGCAGGCGAAGGAACCAUGGAAGACGAUUACGUGGAAGAAGAAGAGGAAAAUUUGCACUGGGAAGAGGAAAAUUACUUGCUGGACCUGGAAAAUGAAAUUGCUGAGUUCUCCCAAAGGGUGGCAGCCAUCCAGGAACAAAAUGCCUCGCAGAUUCAAUCAGUGUGUGAGACCUUCAGGGAGAGGAACAGGGCCAUGAGAAAAGACUGGCAUGAAUAUCCAGACAGUUUAUUUGAAUGCUGGGACGUCCUGCUAGAAGAGGUAGAGUCAGAUGCACAAGUGUCCCAGGAACUAGCCAGCUCAUUGGUGCAGAAUGUUAGUCAACCCCUGGGGCAGUUGGCAGAGUCCAACAGGGGACAGACCCGGAAAAUGCACAGAUUUAGGGACGCCUACGAAACACAUAUAGAAAAGGCUGAAGCUGAGCUGCAAAGGGUACACAAAGAAUAUACAGAAGCCUGGUUAAAAGCCAAACAUGACUCCAGAGAAUCCCACAGAAGCCACUACCUCUCCGUGUGCCACAACCUCCACAAUGCCUACCUACUCCAGCUGACAGCAGUCAACACCUUCAACCAGGCUUUCUACACUAGAGCUCUUCCAGAAAUGGUGGAUGACCUUGAAGAUCUUCAUUUAGAGAUGUUGACUGCACUUUCUAUGUUCCUUGGAAGAUAUGCCAAAACUGCACAAACCAAGGCUUUAGAGAAGAGUAACAGAAUGGACAUGUUGGUGCAAGCCUGUAGGACGUUACCCAACAAAACAGACAUCAAAGAGCUUACAGCAAACUUUGCUCCUGACCAACCCCAGAGGCCAAUCCACAGAUACACCAAACCAGAGCCAGAGGCCAGAGCGGACUUCCUGCAAAAUGCAUUGGUGCUAAGUGAUGCGACAGAGCCUGCCUUGUGGAGGAAGUAUGACAUGCUCAAGAAAGAAAUUGAAGACUUAGAGAUCCUUGUACAACACACUGAUGAUGCAAUAGCUUCUUUAGAGUCCCUGUAUAGAAGUCACACAGAGAUGCAGCUAUACAGUAAAGCCCGAGAGACCCAGGAAGACAUCACCAAGAAGAAAAGUGACAUCAGGAUGGCAGAGGCACAGCUGUCUGUGUGUAGGGCCCAGAUGAAACUGUUUUCCCCAAUAUUCGGUGGACCCAACCCUGAGGACGACCACUACAACCACAGGCGUAAGAGGAGGCCCCACCAUGACCGCGACCGUGAUCGCGACCAUCCUUCCCGCGGCUCGCGAGACACGCGGGAGCCCCCGGAAUACUCCCACCGCGACCAGCAAGACUAUGCACACGGGAACAGUAGGGAACGGGACAGGGAUAGGGACAUGGGACACUCUCCACAGAUGCAAAACCGCGCCCCGCACUCCCCGCGAUCGCAUCAGCGUCAGUACAGCAGCCACCAGCAGCUGAGUAGCCACGAUCAGAUCGACCACCCCAGGAGGGAUCAUCACUACCGCGGAGGGGAUAACCCCAGGAGUUACGAUCACCAGGGACCGCCACACUCCCCGCAACCCCGACACUCCUCCAGACAACAGUUCAACAUCGAUAACAUUGGACAAGCCCAUCAGUUUCAGGAAUAUACCUACAAGAAACCCACCUUUUGUGACCAGUGCAAGGAAUUACUUAGAGGAAUCAUGAAACAAGGCGUCCGAUGUAAAAACUGCAAGAUGAACGUGCACCACAAAUGUCAAGACAGCGUCCCCUCAUGUACCGGACAAGCGCCCCCCUCACCAGCCGACCUGGAGCCUGGACAAGGGAAGGGGUUACGGAGACAAAAGAGUAGCUCCGACAUUGAUUACAAGGCACGGCUGGCCUUUGGCAAGGAUGGGCCCCCCUCAUCCACACUAAGCUCUGUAGAAAACCCGAGUAUAGACGGGGAGGGGGAAGGUGAAGGAGGGCUUGACCCGGUGUUCCACUCUCUACAAGUUGCCAAGAUGAUUUCCGCAGCCAACAGGAAGGGGAUCUCCACGUCCAACCCUGCCAGUCCCAAGGCCAGGCGAAGUGGUACGUCCACAGCUGCCUUGUCGUCUGUAGGGAGAGCGCAGAGCAGUCCCGUGAAGACUGACAACGCAGCGAAACCCGUGGACGACAAGCAGAAGGCACAGCCACAGAGAGGGCAGUCUGAUCCUGGGAGUGGUGGAGACACAUCAAAGUCCAAUGGCAAGGUGGUUUCUACUGGCACUGCUGUAAUGCAACCCGAGGAACAAAAAACCAAGUAUCCGUUCCCCGUCCUGAAUCUCGCGGUAUCGCUCCAUGAUUGGCCGGGCAGGAGUGAGAAGGACCUGACGCUCAGACCUGGUGACCGGGUCCAGAUCACGGACGACACUGACACCACCUGGUGGAAGGGUAAAUGCAGCGGCAAAAUCGGCUUCUUCCCUGCCAACUAUGUCUUGAAAGUGGCACCAGGUGCCGAGGUGUUACAGUGUACAGAAACGUUCGGAGGAAAUCCUAAGUAUGGAGAAAUAGAAAUGACGAAGGGGGAUAUUUGUGUGCAGUUGUCUGAUGAAGGUAACGGCUGGUUCCAGGUGCAAACGGAGACCACUAAAGGUUCUUUCCCCGCCAAGUACCUACUGGCCAUAUAGAAAGAAACACAACUCAUCAGUCUUCGGAUUUUGCAACUUCCUCUUCCAAUCAACGCAUUUUUCGUUCCCUUUUCAUCAUAAAAGUAUCGAUAGAAGAGCGGGGAAACUCUGCUGCAAGCGACCAUCUACUCACUUGGGAGUGCUGCUUUUUCGGACGAAGAAUACGCGCUUACUGUUCAAUUCAAGACGUCAAAGUUGGACCGAGAUUCGUUGAGAAGAAAUUUUGUAGGAGGCACUGACUGUUGCAAUAUAAGUCUUCCUCUACACGUAGCAAAGAUAAAUGAAUAAAAUUGACAUUUGUACAGUUAAAAUUACUGCGGCAACGUAAUGCAACAACGCUGGAGCCUUCACGCAAUGUGAAAACAUCACUGAUGUGUUGAUUGUUUUUAAUGUGUUACAGUUCGACUUUCUUGCAUUCUUGUACGCUUUUAAUUUUGAUUUAAGACAUCUUCCAUUGUUUCAUGUCCAGUUGGGUCCGUUGAUAUUAUCCACAGAGGUCAUAGGGCUGGAGCCUUGGAUAUUAUCUUCA
Branchiostoma belcheri (Belcher's lancelet) is the source of this 3996-nucleotide messenger RNA. RefSeq names its product intersectin-1-like. The coding region runs from base 906 to 3467 and encodes 853 amino acids. Gene Ontology annotation, cellular component: extrinsic component of cytoplasmic side of plasma membrane. Gene Ontology annotation, molecular function: protein binding. NCBI's taxonomy places the organism in Eukaryota, Metazoa, Chordata, Leptocardii, Amphioxiformes, Branchiostomatidae. The record is from RefSeq and is a predicted model, not a curated record. Gene Ontology annotation, biological process: positive regulation of protein localization to plasma membrane; skeletal muscle contraction; positive regulation of voltage-gated calcium channel activity. The transcript has 25 exons.